This is a messenger RNA of Onychostruthus taczanowskii (white-rumped snowfinch), 1182 nucleotides long. RefSeq names its product zygote arrest 1 like (gene ZAR1L). Gene Ontology annotation, molecular function: mRNA base-pairing post-transcriptional repressor activity. NCBI's taxonomy places the organism in Eukaryota, Metazoa, Chordata, Aves, Passeriformes, Passeridae. Gene Ontology annotation, cellular component: cytoplasm. Gene Ontology annotation, biological process: translation. The record is from RefSeq and is a predicted model, not a curated record. The transcript is spliced from 5 exons.
AUGACAUCUCUCCAUCAUUGGAGUCUGGCAGAGAAGGAAGGCAGGCAGGCCGGCCUUCCCUUGCCAUCAGCCCCACAGCCCCCACCUUUCCCCAUCAAUUAGCACCAUUAGCUCCCCAGCCAGAACUUCAGGAGCAGCCCCGCGUCCGGCCACGGCUGGAACGCUGUGGCCAAGCAGCCCAGCUGGAAGCAGAGCAAGAGUGGCAGCAUCAGCCCCUUCCUCGGGAGGCCCUUCUCGCCGCUGCCCUCCGACUACCGGGACAGCUACCGGCGGGCGCAGCUCCAGGCGCUGCUGUCGCAGGUGGGCCCCGCGCUGGCGCCGCAGCCGCCCCGGGCCAGCACGAAGGACGCGGCGGUGCAGGUGAGCCUGCGGGCCGACGUGGCCGUGCAGUGCUCGCUGGGGCCGCGCACGCUGCCGCCCGCCCGCGCCUUCAGCCCCGCGGGCCGGCGCGCCCCGGGCCGCCUCGCCCUCUACUCACCCGCGCCCGAGCGCUGCCUCUUCGCGCCGCUCAGCACCGCGCCGCUCCCGGAGAAGGCAGCCCCGGCCGAGGAGACCCCGACGGCGGACGGCGGCGAGGAGCAGCAGCAGGGCCCGGCGGGGGCCGCGCUGCCGCCGCGCCAGGAGCCGGUGGGGACGCGGCGGGAGGAGACCGCGGCUCCUAGGCAGAGAGGUGCCUUCCAGUUCUUGGAGCAGAAGUAUGGCUAUUUCCACUGCAAAGACUGCAAGACCAGAUGGGAGAGUGCUUAUGUGUGGUGCAUUUCUGGAAGCAACAAGGUGUACUUCAAGCAGCUCUGUCGCAAAUGCCAAAAGGGCUUCAAUCCCUAUCGAGUGGAAACCAUCCAGUGCCAGCUCUGUUCCAAGACUCGUUGCUCUUGCCCUCAGAGGAAGAGACAUAUUGAUCUCAAGAGACCUCAUCGCCAAGAACUCUGUGGCCGCUGCAAGGGCAAAAGGCUGUCCUGUGAUAGCACUUACAGCUUCAAAUAUGUUGUCUGAUCCAUGCCCCGUUUUGUGUUUUGUGCUUUGCACUUUGUCUAUUGCAAUGUUUUGACUUAAGGCUUUUGACCUGGCAUUGGAUAAUGGAUGAAGACUUUGGUGUUAUUGUAAAGUAUAAUAACUUAAAGUAUGUAAUUUCACUGUAUAUAGGCUGUAAAUGAAGUUCAAUAAAAGUCUGCACUAGUUUGA